AUGUCCCUCGACUCUGUCCUCCUCAUUGGCGGUGCCGGUUUUCUCGGUCUCCACUUGAUCCAGCAGUUCUGGGAGGUCUCGCCGAGACCCCAAAUUCACGUGUUUGACGUCCGCCCGUUGCCAGAGACGCUCGCCACGUACUUCACCUUUGACCGCGAUGCGAUCGUGUUCCACCAGGGCGACCUUACAUCUGAGACUGACGUCAAGGAGGCCAUUCGUACGCUGGGCGUGAGCGUCAUCGUCCACUCUGCAUCACCGAUGCACGGGUUGGCGCAGGAGGUCUACGAGAAGGUCAACAUCCACGGGACAAGAAACCUCCUCAAGUGUGCGAAGGCGAUGAAGGUCAAAGCGGUGGUCUAUACCUCUUCCGCCGGUGUCAUUUUCAACGGUCAGGACAUCCACAACGCAGACGAGUCGUGGCCUAUCCCUGCGGUGGCCAUGGACGGGUACAACGAAACCAAGGCCAUUGCCGAAGAGAUGGUCUUGAAGGCAAACUCUUUCGAGGAUGAUUUCUUGACCGUCGCCUUGAGACCAGCGGGUAUCUUUGGUCCGGGUGACAGACAAUUGGUGCCGGGGUUGAGAGCCGUGGCGAGGCUCGGCCAGAGCAAGUUCCAGAUCGGGGACAACAACAACUUGUUCGACUGGACCUACGCCGGGAACGUCGCGGAUGCGCACGUUUUGGCGGCUCAGAAGUUGUUGCAGCCAGACUUAGUCUCCCAGAUUGGCGGUGAAGCGUUUUUCGUCACCAACGAUGCGCCAACCUACUUCUGGACCCUCGCGCGUACCGUCUGGAAGGCCGACGGGCAUAUCCAGAAGCGUAAUAUCGUGUUAAACCGUCCUGUGGCCAUUGUUGCGGGCCAUUUAUCCGUCUUUUUCUCCAAGCUUUUGGGAAAGGAGCCGGGCUUGACCCCGUUCAGAGUCAAGAUAGUGUGUGCGUCCAGAUACCACAACAUUGCCAAGGCAAAGCGCGUGCUCGGGUACACUCCAAACGUGGGCUUGCAGGAGGGGAUCCAGUUUACUCUCGACUGGAUGAAUGAAACGGAGCAGUAG
This is a messenger RNA of Babjeviella inositovora NRRL Y-12698, 1050 nucleotides long. It is a transcript of the gene ERG26, whose product is annotated as sterol-4-alpha-carboxylate 3-dehydrogenase (decarboxylating). The record is from RefSeq and is a predicted model, not a curated record. Gene Ontology annotation, biological process: steroid biosynthetic process. Gene Ontology annotation, molecular function: 3-beta-hydroxy-Delta5-steroid dehydrogenase (NAD+) activity. NCBI's taxonomy places the organism in Eukaryota, Fungi, Ascomycota, Pichiomycetes, Serinales. The transcript has a single exon. Bases 1 to 1050 code for a protein of 349 amino acids.